AUGGCCGGGGCGGGGCCGGGGCCGCAAGUGGCGGGGAAGGGGUCGCUGCGGGCGGCGACAGGGCUGCUGCGCGCGGCGACGGGCCCGCUGCGCGCGGCGAGGGGCCGGGACGGGCGGCGCACGGGCGUCGACGGGCCGGGGCAGCGGCGUGGGGCCGGGACUGGCGGCGCACGGGCGGCGUGGGGCCGGGACGGGCGGCGCACGGGCGGCGUGGGGCCGGGACGGGCGGCGCAAGGGCGUCGACGGGCCGGGGCAGCGGCGUGGGGUCGGGACGGGCGGCGCACGGGCGGCAUGGCGACACAGAUGGGAGCAGACGCGACUACCACAGAGCUGGUUCUCAAAUCCAACGUGGAGCUCACGGCCCGCCUCCCCGCACUCUCAGGCGCGGCCAAGCUGACCAUCAAGGGCGCGUGCGGAUCCACCGGAAUCGACAAGUGCAUCAUCAGCGGGCGUGGCGCCUUCCCCAUAUUCACCUCCCCCUCGACGAUCAACACGGCGGGGCAGUUGACUCUGGUCAACCUCACCUUCCAGUACGCGUUGGGAGGCGUCUUUUCCAAGGUGUUGACGCCAGUCGACGCCAGUCAAUGCAAUUUCGCCCACAACAUAGCUGCUGCUGAUGCUGGCGGAGGGGUGCUCAGAGACAACAUCACAAUAAUGCCUGUGCCUCCCAAGCGGCUCUUCACGCGUUGCAUCUUUUACAACAACUCCUCGCCCGCCCUGGGGGGUGGCGCGGUCAACAUAGACGCCCACACCUUCAACGCCACCGGCCUCACUGACCGCGUGCCGGCUCUCACCUUCCUGCGCUGCCGCUUCAUGGACAAUAGCGCGCCGAACCACCUGGGCAAGGCGGUUAGGGUGGCGGGGACGGCCAGGCUGCGGUUCGAGGAAUGCGUGUUCGAUGGGAACAGCGCUGAUGAGUGUGUUUCUGGGGGAGCCAUCUACGCUAAAGACGCUGCCUUCACUUUUGUUAGAGCCACCCUAAACUACAACAAGGCUCUCGGCACCUCCACUCUCAACAGCAUCACCUCUGGCGAAGGCGGUGCGGCCUAUGCCGUGGCGUCGGGACGAAACUCUGAGGCUGCGGUGCGCUUCUGCUCGUCGACCUUCCAGGCCAACACCGCCAAGUUCACAGACGGCAGCACGCUGUACAUGGAGACUGGCUGGGGAUCGUCGUGGGCGGCAGUGUUGUCAAUUUGCGACGGGAGCAAGCCGACUGGCACGGUGGUGCCCACGACUGGAUGGAAGCUGGUGACCGGCUGCCCAGCCAGGCUGGCACACUUGGUGGUGGGGGUCAGUACCUCGUGUGGUACUCUGCUCUGUUCACUACCCACACUCAACCUCUCCCUCAUGCUACCCCCCACCUUCCCCUUGCAUGACUUGUGUUCUUACGGCUCUCCUCAUGGUCUCCCAUCAACCUCUCCCUCAGCAGCGUUGCUGCUUCCCAUGCCUCUCCCGUCUCGCCUCUCUCCCCCUUUCCCUCUGUCCAAGCAGCACCUGUAA
Molecule: messenger RNA, 1500 nt
Organism: Closterium sp. NIES-65
Lineage: Eukaryota; Viridiplantae; Streptophyta; Zygnematophyceae; Desmidiales; Closteriaceae
Source: the annotation of a GenBank genome assembly